Molecule: messenger RNA, 1194 nt
Organism: Verticillium alfalfae VaMs.102
Lineage: Eukaryota; Fungi; Ascomycota; Sordariomycetes; Glomerellales; Plectosphaerellaceae
Product: GPI mannosyltransferase
Exons: 3
Coding region: 1-1194 (397 amino acids)
Biological process (GO): GPI anchor biosynthetic process
Cellular component (GO): membrane; glycosylphosphatidylinositol-mannosyltransferase I complex
Molecular function (GO): alpha-1,4-mannosyltransferase activity; GPI mannosyltransferase activity
Source: RefSeq, a predicted model, not a curated record
AUGGCCUCUCUCUUCCGGCCCCUCCCCCUUUUUACAGCCGCCGCUCUCCUCCGCGCCGUGCUGCUCGUCUACGGUCUCUGGCAAGACGCCAACUCGCCGUUCAAGUACACAGACAUUGACUAUCUUGUCUUCACCGACGCUGCCCGCUUCACUCAGCGCGGCGCCUCCCCUUACGACCGUGAGACCUACCGGUACACGCCUCUUCUCGCAUGGCUACUCCUCCCUACGGCCUGGAAUGAAACCCUCGGUCCGGCUUGGUUCUCAUUCGGAAAGGUGAUAUUUGCUGCUGCGGAUCUCUUGGCAGGAUGGCUGAUCGUGCGCGUUCUCCGCGGCACUCAUGGCAUGGAGGAGGCGAGAGCGCUCAAGUUUGCCAGCAUUUGGCUGCUGAACCCCAUGGUUGCCACGAUCAGCACGCGCGGGAGUUCUGAAGGUCUUUUGGGUGUCCUCGUGAUGGCUCUCUUGUGGGCGGUGCUGGGAAGGAGAACUGCGCUGGCUGGCGUGUUGCUCGGCUUUGGCGUGCAUUUCAAGAUUUACCCCUUCAUCUAUGCACCGGCCAUCAUUUGGUGGAUGGAUGACGAGAAUCUGGGCCGAGCCAAGAAGCCUGUCUCUGGACAGUCUGCUUCUGAUGUGGCCCGGCGUUUCUUCAGUCCACAGCGGGUAAAAUUGACCAUCAUCAGCUUGGCCACGUUCAUGGGCUUGAACAUCCUGAUGUACUCCAUAUAUGGCAGUCCGUUUCUGGUGCACACGUUUUUCCACCACGUCACGCGGAUCGACCACCGUCACAACUUCAGCCCUUACAACAUCCUACUCUACCUGACUUCAGCCUUUCCCUCCGCCUCUUCCCUGCAGAUCGAGUCCGUGGCUUUCCUGCCGCAAAUUCUUCUGUCAACCAUUCUGAUCCCUGUGGUCGUUGCGAAGAAGGAUCUUGCGGCGUCCAUGAUGGCGCAGACGUUCGCCUUUGUGACCUUCAACAAGGUCUGCACAAGCCAGUACUUUUUAUGGUACAUGGUCUUCCUGCCCAUCUACCUCCCCAACUCUUCUUUCCUCAAGAACCCUGCGCUAGGCGUGUCGGCACUGGCUCUCUGGGUCGUCACCCAAGGAGCGUGGCUUCAGCAGGGAUUCCAGCUGGAAUUCAACGGCGUCAGCACGUUCUUCCUGGCUUAUGGGCCUCUACCGUGGGAUUCUUCCUCGUGA